UAAACAAAUUUUAAGGCAUACUGCACAACUCCCGCUCCUUCCUUCAAUCAUAUCUAUAAAGUACAACACACACCUUGUAUUCCCACCUCCCCACAAAUCAUACACAUUUCUCAAACCUCAGCCAAAAAAAAAAAAAAAAAAAAAAAGAGAGAAAAAUUUGCCUUCAACCAGAAAGAAGAACUUGUUCUUUUGGGUUUUGCUAGAGCAGAUUACCGGAUUUUGUUUCUUGAGGUUCAAGAAUUCGUAUUUUUUUUUUCAGUCGAAGAUUGUUGGGAAAAAUGGAAGGCAAGGCACAUGAGAAUGAUCUCAACCUCAAGGCAACAGAGCUGACACUAGGGUUGCCAGGGAGAGAUGAAACUAGUGAGCUUCCUAAUCAAACCAAGAAGAGAUCACUGCCAGCUGAUUUAAAAAAUGAAGAAGGAAACCCUGAUGCUAAAAAUGCUCAAAAGGAAACUGCUCCUUCUGCAAAGGCACAAAUAGUGGGGUGGCCACCAAUCAGAUCUUAUAGGAAGAACAGCCUCCAGGUAAAUAAGAAUACUGAGCCUGAAACUGCUGCUGGGAUUUAUGUGAAAGUAAGCAUGGAUGGAGCACCUUACCUCAGAAAGAUUGACCUUAGGGUUUACAAAUGCUACCCAGAACUCCUCAAGGCCUUAGAAGUCAUGUUUAAGUUUACUAUAGGCCAAUACUCAGAGAGGGAAGGCUACAAGGGAUCAGAAUAUGCACCUACUUAUGAGGACAAAGAUGGUGAUUGGAUGCUGGUUGGAGAUGUUCCAUGGGAUAUGUUCAUGUCAUCCUGCAAGAAGUUGAGAAUCAUGAAAGGGUCAGAAGCCAGAGGCUUGGGGUGUGGUGUAUGAAAAAGACAGGUCACCCAUAAGAGCAAGGGAGAAGAAAAGAUAUAUCAUCUCUCUCUAGAUCUCAUGAUAUGUAGAGAAAAUUAAUCUCACAGCUUGGGUUAUCGACAAACUAAAGAUAUUCAGAUCUUAUUGUCCUCAAUUACUGACAUGCCUUUUCUUGAUUUGGUUGGGAUUGUAGAUAGAAGCAGAAGAUAAUCAACUGAAGUAAAUACAGAUUCAUUCCACAAAGUUUGGGUAGCAAGAUUUGUUUGCGGUAUGAGUGCAUCUUUGGUCGAUGCUAUAUCGUGUUGUUUCUGAUGAUUCAGUCAAACCAAACUGCAUACAGAGAGGGAUUUUGGUUCCAAAUAGGUUGUUCAAAAAUGAACAAAAUAUGGCAUGUUUCAUGUUUUGGUUAUGAAUUAUGUACUUUUGAUAUUUGGUAUGGAUAUAUAAUAAAAAGCUACAUUUUGAGUGUAUAUGUGGGUAGACCGCAUGCAGAUUUUGUACUCUUUUCUUGUAAUACAAGUUGAAAAAGAUUACUAGAUA
Molecule: messenger RNA, 1379 nt
Organism: Malus domestica (apple)
Lineage: Eukaryota; Viridiplantae; Streptophyta; Magnoliopsida; Rosales; Rosaceae
Product: auxin-induced protein 22D
Biological process (GO): regulation of DNA-templated transcription
Cellular component (GO): nucleus
Molecular function (GO): protein binding
Source: RefSeq, a predicted model, not a curated record